AUGUCUGCUCUCCGCCACAGCCGGACUGCCACAAGGCAGGUCCGUGGCUUCUCGACCUCUGCCAACCUUCGGGUCGGCCCCGAGUCGCCUCAUUUCAUUGAAACACCUCGAACUAUCCAGCCUGCCAAUCCCGUCAAGCCUCAUGUCAAGGGUACCCUGCCCGUUCCUCGUGAACUGUUCCCGGCCCGCCGACAAGACAAGCCGCGCAAAGCAUACCUCGAUGCCGCGACACCUCUUCCCUUGACUGCUCGCACUGUCAACCCGAAAAGUGCCGAUCCAGAGAAGCAGGCCUUUAAGAUCAAGAUGGCGGAGAUGCGGAGGAACAAUCUCCGGGAAGGUCUCCGCAAACUUUACAAGAGAAAGCAGAUCGCCCAGCAAACAGUAUUUGAGCGAAGUCUUGAGAGUGAGGCCAGAAGAGAGCGUGUUCUCCAACAACCGGAGCCUGAAGAUGAGUUUCUUACUCGGACAUCAAUUGUGGAAACGAUGCGACCCCAGAAAGGUGCUGCCCUCUCAGACCCAAAUCGGGAAGAACGAUUGGCCCUCUCACGGACGCGACUGGAGGCCAAGCAGGCCCAGAAGGAUGCCAUUCGUCGUGAGGAAAUUCAAUCGCUGUAUAUGAACGCGCGAACCUUCAUCGUGAACGAAGAACAGCUCGCCGCUGAGAUCGACCGAGUAUUCCCGGAGGGUGAGAACGAAGCCUGGCGCAACGACCACCAGCAGGGUGAGAACAUCUGGAACUUGGGUGUUCCGCCGACCAUUGUCAACCUGGUCAACGAUGCCCGGAAGAGCGAAACUGGUCGCUGGGAUCUCAUCCAGGACCGAGUCAAGAAGCUUGGCGAGCAGAUCACUGGUGGCAAGCUGUGA
Penicillium maclennaniae is the source of this 864-nucleotide messenger RNA. RefSeq lists its product as uncharacterized. The record is from RefSeq and is a predicted model, not a curated record. The transcript has a single exon. NCBI's taxonomy places the organism in Eukaryota, Fungi, Ascomycota, Eurotiomycetes, Eurotiales, Aspergillaceae. Bases 1 to 864 code for a protein of 287 amino acids.